This is a messenger RNA of Phyllopteryx taeniolatus (common seadragon), 1173 nucleotides long. RefSeq names its product metalloproteinase inhibitor 2-like. Gene Ontology annotation, biological process: negative regulation of endopeptidase activity; negative regulation of membrane protein ectodomain proteolysis. Gene Ontology annotation, cellular component: extracellular matrix. The transcript is spliced from 5 exons. Lineage: Eukaryota; Metazoa; Chordata; Actinopteri; Syngnathiformes; Syngnathidae. The coding region runs from base 98 to 724 and encodes 208 amino acids. Gene Ontology annotation, molecular function: metalloendopeptidase inhibitor activity; protease binding. The record is from RefSeq and is a predicted model, not a curated record.
GACUCGCGAACGCGGACUCGAGCAGAGCCAACCAGUCCCGCGCAACAGAGCUCCCUUUGCACAAACGGUUGUGGUGUCGCUUGACUUCCGAUCAAGGAUGAGCUGGACGUUGAAGGUGUUGGCGCUGCCGCUGGUGCUGCUGUGCUCGUGGAAGGAAGCGCAAGCUUGCAGCUGCGCCGCCACGCAUCCGCAGCAGGCGUUUUGCCAAGCGGACGUCGUCAUCAAGGCGAAGGUGGUUGGAGGGAAGGCUGACGGUGACUUUAUCAAACCCAUUAAGUAUGACAUCAAACAGACCAAGAUGUUCAAAGGCCCUAACAAGGAUUUUGAUGCCAUCUACACUGCGCCAACCUCCUCAUUAUGUGGAGUCACUCUGGCUAAAGGCAUAGAGUAUCUAAUCGCAGGUCGGCUCGAGUCCGACGGUUCGCUGCACGUCACCCUGUGCAGCUUCCUUGAGCCGUGGGAUGUCUUGAGCGCCACGCAAAAGAAGAGCCUGGUGGAGCGCUACGAAAUGGGCUGCGAUUGCAAGAUCACGCGCUGCACCUCCGUCCCGUGCGGGAUCAGCAGCCCGGCCGAGUGCUUGUGGACGGACUAUCUGACGGAGAAGAUGACCAACGGCAAGCAGGCCCGACACUUUGCUUGCAUCAAGAGAAGCGACGGCUCUUGCGCCUGGUACAGGGGUGCUGCCUCACCCAAAAAGGAAUUCAUGGACAUCGAAGACCCUUAAAUCAAAUUAAAAAAAAAAAAAAAAAAAAAAAAAAAAGAGUAAUGCAGUGUAUUUUUUUUUUCCUAUGGUGACAAUUCAGCACUUUCUGACUCUAAAGCACUUCUGUACAAACUACUGCUUCAGCAGAAAUGAACGCAAUCCACACAAGUCAGUAUUAGGCUUUACUGCAAUGUUAUUACUGUUUGUAACGUCUGACAAUUUAUUUUUUUGUCUCCUGGUAAGCCAAAUAUAUUUAAUGAAGCAAUGACGAGGUGUGGGUAGAAAGAGGGUUGAUCCUUCCUGUAUUUUAUAUGCUCAUAUUUGUAAGAUGUUAAGGUGAUCAUUCUAUCAAGAGAACAAUAUCUCACUCUUGCAUAUUAGUUUAUGUGAGGUCAAUUCAUUUCAGUGUUUGGAACAAUAUUGUAUCUUUUUUUUUUUUUUUUAAAGUUUAUUAAAUACGGUUACAGUAA